Molecule: messenger RNA, 744 nt
Organism: Trichoderma asperellum CBS 433.97
Lineage: Eukaryota; Fungi; Ascomycota; Sordariomycetes; Hypocreales; Hypocreaceae
Cellular component (GO): Mis6-Sim4 complex
Source: RefSeq, a predicted model, not a curated record
AUGCCUCCAGCCGCUACAAUCACAUCGGUCAAACAGACAUUUGUCGCUACUCAGACAAAUAUCCUGUCCCAGCCGGUUGCGCCGUCUCGAGCCUGGCGCGCCUCCAACGACGCGUCUCAACAUCCGCUUCCAAAUCGCAUCGUCGACGAUGCCGUCGCAAACCUCAACCGCACGAUCCAACAGCACUCUCGACGAGUCUAUGCGCCUCAAGCAAAUCGACACGUGGCCGAACAGAUUAGCCAUGUGUACUCGAGAGACGCCGAGCGCAGGAUGGAAAAUCCAGACGAUGCUGAAGGUGGAAUCGGAAGAGAACUUGAUCUGGUGGAUGAACAAGCCAUCGAAACACUGCCCGCUGCCUGGCCAUCAGACAGAGACGCCGAAGCCUUUCCUCUAGAAGCCACACGCUAUGCAGCCACGGUUCGACAGCUGACGGACCUGAACCGCCAACGCAAAGAGCUACGGCAGAGAGUUGAACGACUCCGAAGUCUCCAGAAGACAGUCGAAUCCUUUCAGACCACAGACGGCGCGGGCGUCCAAGAGAAUCUAGUGACUCGCGAUGGUCCUGUGGAGAAGGAACUCGAGAAGAUGCGCUUCCUCCUUGCGCGCGUUGCGGGCCGUGUGAGCGAGCUAUCAAAUGCGCCCACAACUCGGAAUACUGAUGGCGUAGAGCUCAGCGCUUUGGCUGAAGCGAGAAAGAAAAACAUUGAGAAAUUUCUGGCAGACGGGCGAGUUUUCCCAUCCUGA